Messenger RNA from Pocillopora damicornis (cauliflower coral), 2327 nucleotides. RefSeq lists its product as uncharacterized. Lineage: Eukaryota; Metazoa; Cnidaria; Anthozoa; Scleractinia; Pocilloporidae. Gene Ontology annotation, molecular function: protein binding. The record is from RefSeq and is a predicted model, not a curated record.
CAGAUUUUAUCUUCAUGUGUGGGAGGAACUGAGUAGGCAAGGUAUGUUGCAAAGCAACACACCCUUGCAGGGGGUCUGGAGGCAUACUCUCCCACAAAAAUUUGGAACCCACUGAGACGUGAUUCCCAGCAUUCUGACACAUACUUGGGUAAGUUUUUUAAAGCCAGCCAUUGAUGCAAGAGUAAAUUUUAAAAUAGUUAUUUUAUGUCUUUGAUCCCAGUUCCCAAAGUAGCUGGUGAAAAAUAGUCUGACAGAUGAGCAGUUUCCACCACCUACCGACUUCAAACAACAACCCUGUGUUGCUAAAUGUUGGUUUCACGCAUGUUUUUAUCUGCCUAUUUGUUUGUAAGUCCUUCAUGAAGUGUGCCAGUGGGUUUAGGUGACUCAUAACUUUAAGCCUGUGACUCAUUGUGAGUUUAGUUUCAUUUGCAGUGAGGUGGGUUUCAAACUUAUGGAUCUUCCUCUUUGGCUGUUUUGGUUUUCUUUUUUUUUUUUUUUGGUAAAAGUUUCUUUCAAAAUGACAAUAUUCACAAAUGAAAUUAUGAACAUUGUACAAUAACUGGCUGAUAAAUACUUCCCAUAGGCAUUCAAGUGCUGUGUCUCCACAAAAGCACUUUUAUGAGCUAUAUUAAUGUGAUCAAGCUACAUUCCUAACUAAAGGCAUAUUCUGAGGGAUAACGAAGUACGUUCCAGAAAGCAGUGGAGGUCAAACACUUCCGCCCGUGACCAAUUGUGUGUACGUGAUGCGGGCCUGUCCUGUUGUAGUUUUUCCAAUAUGGUCUCCAUCUUGACUCUCAAUGAAGACUGCCUUUGCAGAAUUAUUUCCUUUUUGGAUGAUCCGUCCUCCUUUCUCAGCCUCGCUCUUACCUGCAGGAGAUUUAACCAGGUGGUUAACAACACUCGGAGCAUUCUCCAUCCAAAGGUACUACUAGCGAAAGCUGAAUAUUACAUAAAAUGCUACCUUGUGGAAAUCACCGAUGACAAGAGCGACUACCGCAAGUUUAGCAAGUUGGAAGAUCUUCUCUCCAAUGCUGUGCGUCUUACAGAAGCUAAGAAAACCCUGACUUUUGCGAAAUUGGUGAAUGUUUGGGAGAAAAUCGGACCUGUAGUCGCUAAACUGUACACGUGGAUCAGGAAUCAGGAGAGUCGUACUGAAAAUGGUGAACCAAGAGCGACUUGUGUUACCGAAUAUCAAAGUGUCACGUUGCAUUUGCCAGGCUGUGACAAGGACUUAAAGAUCGAUACCACCUACUUUUAUGACUACUACAAUAAUUACGACAACGAGUUGAGCAUCCACAUAACUUGUGGAGAUAUGGAUGUAAAAUGGGAAGAUUUCACCCACAAUUGCCCAGAUGAUUACCAGUACUGGAAAGAAGAAGAAGUUCAUGAAGCAGUUGAACCAAUGAAACCAGUGGUGAAACUCCUACAGGAAGAGCUUGGUGAUACAGUUCCUCCAAUAACAGACAUUUUCUUUAUCUGGCUGUGUUAUUUCUUUCCACACAAAAAGAACUUGGUAGUAGAACACAAACUCAGGUUUACAGACCCAUCUAGGAAUGAAAAACCCACCCCAGGCCAUGCUCAGCCAGCUAUAGAUCUGUUUCAUCAGAACUUUCAAGCUGAAACCAAGUUGAAAAGUCUAGUGUCUGGAUGGAAUGAUACUGAGUCAGACAUCUCCAGUCUGAUUGCCAAAACUGUGGUUGUCUUAAUUCAGAGAUCAGAGACAAAAUUCCUUGAAAAGCUUGAAGGGGUUGCUGAAAGCUUUUAUCGGAUUACCUCAGAUUAUGACUUAAAGUUGCUGCCUAAAAGGCUCUUGCUGGACUUGAUUUUGCGAACAAAACUUGAAUUCAGUAAUUACAGCCCUGGUUCAAUUGCAAACAAGUUUGUAGAAAGCAUAGCAUCAUUCAGGUUUUCAGAAGGUAAAGUGGUGAAAGUUUGGGGUGGUUUUCAUGGGGAUGGGAGAGGAGAAUCAUCUUGGGAUGACUUACUAGAGCUUAAAGUCACCUUACCAGAUGGCAAGGAAUUCAAGUUGGCAAGCUACAGACGUCACGCACCAUCUAUUGAAAUUGAGAAGUUGAGUCCAGUUACUGAGCUAUUUCAACAAGGUAUUUGUAAAUGUAUGGAGCAAGAGAAGCACAUCCCCAUGUUAGAUGAUCGUUUUACGGCUUUUUAUUUGUUGCAUGUCCUGAAAUUUGGUAGAGAAGAUGAAGCAUUCCUUGGAAAGAAGGAUUUUAAGAAUCUGAUCAGUACAGGAUCUAGUGAGGAAGAAUCAUCGGAGGAGAGUGAAGAAGAACAGAGUGAUGAACAAUAAACUUUUCACUCAUGUUAUA